AUGGAGAACCAGGCGGCGGACGAAUUAGCUAAACUUGCAAGUUCGAUAACACCGAUCGACGCUCAACAAGCAAUCGAGCAGAGCAACGGACAAGCCGAAGUCACCAACCGGGAAGUUCUUCGAAUUCUAAGGGUUCGGCUCGACCACCUCGGGGGCAGUUGGGUAGAUGAACUCCCUGGCAUCCUAUGGGCACUCCGCACGACUCCUAAGGAAGGAACCGGGGUCAUGUCGUUCCACCUGGUGUACGGAGGAGAGGCUGUCGUUCCAGUAGAGGUCAGGAUCGAGUCCGAUCGAGUCCAGAACUACGACGCGGACAACACCGAACGGAGGCAGCUAGAGCUGGAUCUGGUAGAUGAAGCACAAGCUAAAGCAGCUAUUCGGCUAAUGACGUACCGGCAGAGAAUGAAGCAAAAUUGCAAUAGGCGAGUAAUCCCCAGAGCAUUCCAAGCUGACGAUCUAUUAUGGAAGAAGGUGAAGCUAGUCGGUGAUGUGAGCAAGCUGGAAGCGCCCUGGGUGGGACCCUUCAAAGUCGUCGAGAAGCUUCGAUCGGGGGUCUACUACCUUGAAGAUCAAGACGGACGACGGCUGGAAUGA
Messenger RNA from Zingiber officinale, 594 nucleotides. RefSeq lists its product as uncharacterized. The record is from RefSeq and is a predicted model, not a curated record. NCBI's taxonomy places the organism in Eukaryota, Viridiplantae, Streptophyta, Magnoliopsida, Zingiberales, Zingiberaceae. The coding region runs from base 1 to 594 and encodes 197 amino acids. The transcript is spliced from 2 exons. Gene Ontology annotation, molecular function: nucleic acid binding.